Messenger RNA from Rhopalosiphum maidis (corn leaf aphid), 8229 nucleotides. It is a transcript of the gene dop, whose product is annotated as microtubule-associated serine/threonine-protein kinase 3. The record is from RefSeq and is a predicted model, not a curated record. Gene Ontology annotation, biological process: intracellular signal transduction; peptidyl-serine phosphorylation. Bases 709 to 5370 code for a protein of 1553 amino acids. NCBI's taxonomy places the organism in Eukaryota, Metazoa, Arthropoda, Insecta, Hemiptera, Aphididae. The transcript is spliced from 23 exons. Gene Ontology annotation, molecular function: ATP binding; protein serine/threonine kinase activity; protein binding.
UGCAUCGUGUGCGCUCUCACACAAUAGCGGACGAUGUGAGGGCAGGAAAGACGGGAAAAAAAAAAUUACAGACGAAAAGCAAUUUUUUCGUUCAAAUUUUUUUUUCCCUUCACUUCCCGUCGUGCCGCCGCCACCGCUCGUUCAGUGUGCGUGUGCGUGUGUGUGUACGUGCGUGUGUGCUUGUGGAAAACUGCCGCCGCCGCGCUUUCGUCCGGGGGGCCCCUAUCGCAUAAGGAAACGCGACCGACGACAACUACUACUGCCGUACAACACACUACCCCGACGGACCCGCCGAACGUCGUCUCCGCUGGCAACCGUGGCACACCGAGGACGUGCUGCCCCGACGAUCACACGCCGCCGUCGUCCUGUUCAUCCGGUCCGGGCCACUACCGCACUGCCACCGACCAGCCGGACGUCCUGUCCGUCGUCGUCCAGCAGACUCCCGUCGCAGUCUUCUUCGUCGCCGUCUGCAGUCGGGUAUUUCGUUUCUGAAAUGCCACUGUCGUCGGAUCGCCUUCGCGUCCUCCGCUACGCACAACCAAAGCCGGCCUCCUCGCUCUGAUACGUACCGACGUUUUACGGUGCAGUAAGACUAUCUAUUUUAAAACUACAUAAGUACUUGUAAAAAUCAAAUUAUUUGCCAUGGCUAUGGUAACUUUCACAAACCACAAACUUUUAAUGUACGUAUAAUUCAAAAAGUAAUUAACUAUGGAUAGUAGAAGAUCAUGGAAGGGUCAACUGUCCCUGAAAGAGUCAGAACAUCGCAGGUAUUCAGAUUCAGAAGAACACAAGAGUAAAACAUCAGCAUCAAAUAAUUCAGAAUUAUCAAAUUUAGUUUUGAUGCGCAACAGUACUUUGGGGCAGUCAGCACCUUCCUUAUCAAAUAGUUUGAGAGAAUUACAUGUUACUGGAUCUGGAAGACGUUCAAAUAAGGCUAGUCAUAGAAAAAGCUUUAUAUCAAAUACAUCACCUACAUUACCAAGAUGUCAUUCUCCGAUGUCAAGUAGUCCAUUGGAAAGCCCUAAAGUAGUUCACUCUCAUCCUCAUUUUCCAUUUGUUUCAAUAAAAAGGCCGUACAAUUUACUCAAUACAGAUUGCCGCGAUGGAAGAAGGUGGUCAGUUGCUUCAUUACCAUCGUCAGGUUAUGGAACCACUUCUGGAAGUUCAAAUGUUUCAUCUCAGUGUUCCAGUCAGGAGCGUUUACACCAGCUUCCAAAUAUGCCAACAUCUGAUGAAUUACAUAUGUUUUCCAAACAUUUUUCAUCCAACGACAGUACUCAUAGUGCCGAAGAAGAUAACAUAAUUUACCGUAAACCCCGUUUCAAUCGUCCACGUUCAAGAAGCUUAAGCAGUCCGAGCAGAUCGCCCGUGCUUGAUAAUGAUAUUGUUAUGAUGAAUGUGCUUUAUAAAGAUAGGUUUCCCAAGGCUACUCAUCAGAUGGAAGAACGUUUAAGCAUGUUUAUAAAUGAAUACGAAAAACUUAAUUUAGAACACAUAGAAAUAUCAGCAGAUGCUGUACCUAUUGUUAGAUUUGUUAAUCAUCAAGUGUUGGAAAUAGCUAGAGAUUGCUUAAAAAAGUCUGAAGAAAAAUUAAUAACACGAGGUUAUUUUUAUGAGAUGUCAGAAAAUUUGGAGUUGUUGUUGGCUGAGGCGAGAGAAAAGUCGGAAGAAGCCACUGCACUUCUGACAGGAACAAUGAAAAAAUUGUUAUUAAUAAUAUCCAGACCAGCUAGGUUACUUGAAUGCUUAGAAUUCGAUCCUGAAGAAUUCUAUCAUUUACUAGAACAAGCUGAAGGUCAAGCUAAAAUCUGCCAAGGCAUUAAGGAUGAAAUACCACAAUAUAUAAUAGGAAAAUUAGGCUUAAAUCGUAAUUCUGUUGAUGAUAUUGAUGUAAACUUUCAUAAAUUAGAUGAAUAUUCUUCAUCUUUAAUGAAAAAAACUCAACAACAAAGUACCAAAAAAGAUACAUUUUCUUCAGCACCUUCAGAAGUUGAUUUUGAUGUAAUUAAAUUGAUCUCUAAUGGUGCAUAUGGCGCUGUGUAUCUUGUAAGACAUAAACAAACUCGUCAACGAUUUGCAAUGAAGAAAAUCGUCAAAAAUAAUUUAAUGUUGCGUAAUCAAAUUGAACAAGUAUUCGCUGAACGAGAUAUCAUGAGUUUUACUGACAAUCCAUUUGUGGUCACCAUGUACUGCAGUUUUGAAACAAGGAAACAUCUUUGUCUUGUAAUGGAAUAUGUUGAAGGAGGUGAUUGUGCAUCACUUUUAAAAAAUAUUGGCCCUUUACCACCAGAUAUGGCAAAAUUUUAUUUUGCUGAAACUGUACUUGCCGUUGAAUAUCUUCAUAAUUAUGGCAUAGUACAUCGUGACUUAAAACCUGACAAUCUUUUAAUUACUGCAUUAGGCCACAUAAAAUUGACUGAUUUUGGAUUAAGUAAAAUGGGUUUGAUGUCAUUGGCAACUAAUUUGUAUGAAGUACAUGUAGAUAGAGAUACCCGUCAAUUUUCUGACAAACAAGUUUUUGGUACACCUGAGUAUAUAGCUCCAGAAGUGAUCUUAAGACAAGGUUAUGGUAAACCAGUAGAUUGGUGGUCUAUGGGAAUAAUAUUGUAUGAAUUUUUGGUAGGGUGUGUACCAUUUUUUGGUGAAACACCUGAAGAACUCUUUGCCCAUACUGUAAAUGAUGAUAUUGAAUGGCCAGAUGAAAAUGAAUGGCCAAUUCAGCCAGAGGCCAAAAACAUAAUUUCAUCAUUACUGCAACAAAAUCCUAGGGAUCGAUUAGGUACUGGUGGAUCACAUGAAGUAAAAGAUCAUCCUUAUUUCUAUGGGGUUGAUUGGAACUCAUUAUUGAGACAAAAAGCUGAAUUUAUGCCACAAUUAGGCAAUGAAGAAGAUACUAGUUAUUUUGAUUCUAGAAGUGAUCGUUAUAGCCAUGAAAUUGAUGAGGACACAGAUGAUGACUCGUUGAUUUUGGGUACAUUUUCAUCUUGUUCACCACAGUUCAAAAAAGUAGCAAGUAAAUUGUCAAUGAGUAAUGAAUAUCCAUCAUUAUCUCCUUCAAUAAACUAUAAAGAUGAUUCUUUAUCUAUUAAUACUGGAAUGUUUGACACAUCAGCGUCAGAAGGAGAAACAGUUGAUGAAAGUUUAAAAUCACCUGUAGCUAAGAAAACAUCACUUGACAAGUCACAAAAUGAAGACAAUGAUAAUACUCAAAUCAGUCGUAGGCGACGCUUAUAUAGUAAAGAAAGUAUACCGAAAUUCUCAAUUUCGAUUGAAGAUGACAGAUCUCCGCAAUUAAGGAGUUUAUCAGAAAAUGAGUCUGAUGAUCCUUCAUCAGAAAAAAAAGAGGAAUUCCUAAGUUUACCUGUGACUACUAAUUUAUGUCCCACUUUACCACCUUCACCAAGUACUUCAAGCAUGGUAAAAAAUCACAAAAACAAUUCUCUUGGUGGUCAACGGGCAAGAUCUGUCAUCAAGAGUUUUUCAGCCACCGGAUUGUCUCUGAUGAUACCUCCUGAAUCUAGUAACAAUGGAUUGCAAAUGAAGUCUCCAGGAUCGUGUAGUGCAUUAAACUCGCCCUGUCGCGAUGCACCUUUAAUCACCAGCUUGAAGCCACCAAUUAUAUUGCGCAGAGGCCCCUCCGGCUUUGGGUUUACAGUUAAUACUAUUCGUGUAUACUAUGGCGAUAGUGAUUUCUACACUAUGCACCAUUUAGUAAUGGCUGUGGAUUCCGGAAGUCCGGCGUUCGAAGCUGGUCUGAGUCCCGGCGACUUGAUUACGCACGUCAACGGAGAACAAGUCCAAGGGAUGAACCACACUCAAGUGUUACAACUCCUGUUGUCCGGCGGCGACAAAGCCACCUUGCGGUCCACGCCGCUUGAGUUCACGACCAUCAAGACUGGCGGACGUCGUCGGGAACCCGGCCAGAGCAAGUUGGCAUCUAACUCCAGGCACAGAGGCCUCGGGUUCGCGCACCACUCGCACCGGCACAAGAGGUCGCAGCGCAAGGACAUACCGGCCGGCGAGAGCAGACGUCGGCAAAAGUCGUCGCUGUUCCGGCGGAUCAGCACCAAGUGCACGCCCGACUAUCAGCAGCUGACCAUCAUCGGAAACCGAUCGCCCGUAGCGGCACAAGACGCGGUGGCGACGGUCGCGGUGGCGGCGUCGUCGACGUCCGCGGACUACUCGUCGUCGACCAGCUCGUCGAGCUCGUCGGCCAACUCGUCGCCGACGGUGACGCCCAACUCUCCCACGCCGUACCAGCGGCCGUCGACGCUGCACGGGCUCAAGCACAAGCUGCACUCGGCCACCAAAAACCUGCACUCGCCGAACCGGCGCAAGUCCGUCGGCCACAUCCCGCUGUCGCCGCUGGCCCGGACCCCGUCGCCGUCGCCGCUGCCGCAGUCGCCCACCCGGUCGCCCAGUCCGCUGACGUUCUCGUCCGGCCACCAGCCCGGCAGCUCCAACACCACGCAGUCGUACAGCCCGUCGUCGCUGUCGUCGUCCAACCCGGCGGCGGCGAACGCGACCGGGUGCGCGGCCUCGUCGGGUUCCGGUGCGGCGGCCGGCGGCGGCCCGUCCGGCUGCGGCGGUGUCGGCGGCGGCGGCGCUGUGGUGGUCGUCAAGAAGACGGCCGGUUCGUCGUUCGGCCGGCCGUGCAAGACGUCGGAACCGGGGUCGCCCCUGUUGCGCCGCGCCCUGUCGCCCGACCGGUUGCACCCGCGCACCGCCGAGACCAAGUCCAAUUCCAUUUCGCCGCUGUGCGAUCCCGCGCUCAAGGUGACCACGCACCACGCGCCCCGCGUCACCGUCACCACCAAGUCGCCGCCGAUGUGCGUCCGCGGGCCCGGCGUCGCGGCCGCCAACUCGCCGCUGUCCAAGACGUGCACCACCACGACGACGACGACGACGACGACGAAAAUAUUGCACGACGACCGCGACGGGCAGAGAGCGAUCGCCGUCGUCCCGGCGACGACCGGUAAAAACGAACAACCGCCGCCGCCGUCGUCGUCGCAAGUCGGCAAAAUGUUCGCGGCCGACGUCGUCGUGGUCGGUCACGCGUCGUUGCCUCGCAUAGCCGAAGAAAGAGAUCAUCUGCAGCAACAGCAACAGCAGCAGCAGCAGCAGCAGAAUAAUAUCAACCACAACAACCACCAUCAGCCGACCGCCGUGGUGGUGGCGGUCGUCGAGAGGGCGAAACCCGCGAAGUCGGCUAACGGCGGCUGCCGAUAUUUCUUCAACAGGAAAUACAAACAGCACAGGGAACAGCAGCAGCAACAGCAGCCGCCUCAGCCGCAGACGCCGUCUUGUUGUAAGCCCGACGAGGUGGCGUCGGCGCCGCCCGCCGCGCCGUCCACACCACAUCAACCUUGAGGAGGAGCGCCGAAGACGGCCGACGCGCGACGACGACGACGACUACUUGUUGCCGGUCGACAGACCGAGCGUUUUUUCCGCCCACGACCAUAACGCGUUCAUUAUUACUCGGGGGCUCGAGCCCUCGACUCUCAGCGCCCACCUUCCCCCCCCCGCGCCCAUCGGGCUUUUACGAUAAUAAUAUUAUUAUUACUAUCGUUCGCAUAACAUUAUUAUUAUGUUCUAUAGACGAGGUGAAAACUGUAGGUACGUUUUGUUUUGUUUUGUUUUUUUUUUUUUUUUAUACACAAUUUAUAUGUUUAUUGUGUUGUGUACGUUUUAAAAUAACCACUUGUCUCCGCGCCGCCGCUUUCGUUCGCGCCUCCGUAUUGUAGACCGCGUAAAUGUCGCGGUAACGUACGCGCGUGGAUAGAUAUUAUUAUAAUACUCGUAAUGUUAUAUAUAUAUAUAGUAAUAACCACUGUCUUAUCAAUUAUAAUAUUAUAUUUACGUAUUUACGUUCGCCGGUAAAUAUUAUUGUGAUCACAGUUUGCGACCAAUCCGAAACGAUUAAAAUGCACCUAUAUUAUAUCUGUUUACUAUAUACUGCAACGAUGCUCUGUAUUUCACUAUUGUUUGGGAACGAUUUUAACGAUAAUUUCAGUUUCGUCGUUUUCUUAUUCCUUUCGAUUUUUUAUCACGGUCGAAUUCGUUUUAUACGACCAGCGCGCGUUUCUAUAUUGAUGCUUAUAGUCGAGUGGUUGUGCGAAAGCCAUCCGAGUUCGUUUAUCGCGUACAACAUGUUAAUUAUAGGUAUUUAUACUACCUAUGCAGUGCGUGUGUGUGUGUGUGUGUGUGUGUGUUAGUUUGUGUUAGAGGUUAUGGAUCGCGCGUGUAUGUGUGUAAUAUUAUUGAAUUUAAUAAACGCGACACGCUAUACUCGAUUAGCAUUAGUGAAAACUUUACACUGAUUGAGAAUUCGGUAUUACUCGUGUUAGAGUUAUUUAUUUGUGAUAUUUUGUGAUAGACAUAUACAGUACCCAAAUAAUUUUUGUCGUUAGUAAUUUUUGGUCAUUAAUAACAUUAAGUAAUUAGGUUAGCCAAGUAGGUAUGUAGUUUUCAAACACGUCAUAAAAAUCCAUUCAAUUUUAUUAUUCAUAACAUAUUACUUUAUUUAUUAUACAACGAUAUAACGUAGGUUUAUAUGUAUAUGUAUUGUAUAAUAUACAUAUAAUAACCUAUAUUUAGUUUGUAAUCUUUUUCUUUUAUUUUUGUCAUUAAAAUAAUUUAACAAUCAAACUUUUUUUAGUAUUCCAUUGGUAAAAAUCAUUCAAGGUGAUAGUUAUAAGUAUAAGUCAGGUUUAUUAAUUUUUUUCCAUAUUACGUACAUUGUACUUGAAAUGUAUUCUGAUGAAAUAAAAAAAUUGUAAUCGUUUUAAAAGACUGGAGAUUCAUUAAUCAUAUUUGUAUAAAUUAUACAUUGCAUUCUAUGAGCAGAAUAUUUAAUACUGUUUUUAAUAUAAUAUUUAUCUGUAUUUCGUCAUCUUGUAUGUAAAACGAUUUUAUUUAGUAUCGUUCUAAACGGUUUUAUAUUUAUCAAUAAUAUGUUUUUAAUAUAUUUAAUCAAUUUUUCUAUUAAAUAAGUAAUAAGGUAUAUUAGGAAAUAAUUUGUAAUAAGAGUGCCAAUCGCGAAUUUAGAUAACUUUAUUGCAAUAAGCCAAUCAAUUUAUUGUUCAAUGAGUGUGUACAUUUUUUUUUUUAAUUUUUUUUUUUUUUUUUAGUUUGUCAAUUUUAGUUUUUAUUUUAAGGCUAAUUAAUAAGCCAAAAUCUUGUUAUGUUCUGUUAUGAUACGUCGUCAACGAAAAAUGUUCGAAAGCACACGACGGGCAACACUCGUUUCGAUAUUAAACUCGUCACAUUUUUCUUACGCGGUUUGUUAUAUAAAUUUUAGUUUUUCAAUUCAUAUUUUAUUUAUGCUUUUUUCCUAUCGUGUGUCUACCCAAAAUUGUCGUUGAAGUAUAACAUUAUUGUGGCCGUGUUAUUAUAUUAUAUUAUCAUCGUUUUUUCGUGCGUUUCGCGACGCCGUCGAAGCUCAAAAGGUAAUUGUUAAAAAACAAAUACCAAAAACAUUAUUUAUUUAUUAACUUUAAUUAUUAUUGAUAAUCGUUUGCGCGUUGACGGUGCACACAUCGCGUGUACCGUCACAUAGUAUAAUAACAUAGGUGCAAUAAUGUUAUACGUUAUACGAUUAUUCGGCUGUCCCCUGUCACAGCUAGUUCUUGUUUUUUAUUAUGUUUAUUUUCUUCUUUGACUUUACGUUUUGCCUUGUUAUUACCUAUUACUAUAUUAUAUAUUAUGUUUAUUAUAUAUUUUGCGAAUGCAAUUUAUCAUUCAGGUGUACACGUUUAUUACAAUUUUGCGUAUAUUUGUAAUAGUAGUAAUAAUAAUAAUUAAUUAUAACAUCAUCGCCGUGUUCAAUAGGGUUGAACUUUCCGUCGCGUUCACCGUCCACCGUUGGUGUCGAUUUUGUCGUACAUAUCGAACGCGAAAUUAUGAAAAUCACGGUCUGGUGGAUUUUCUUUUUUUUCAUUCUCCGAGUACACGAAACCGCAGACUUAGAGCGCUUAUCCACGAGGACCGCGUUUGUUUUUCUAGAUGUGCAUAGUACGCGCGUUCGCAUCCCAAAAACGCCCCGUUUGAUUAUUUUAAUUAAUUUAUUAUUAUUAUUUUUAAGGUAAUGUGUCGGUUUUCCUUUUUAGAUAGGUACGUCGUAAUCGUUAUUUUAUAAUUAUUAUUAUUAUUAAUAUUAUUUUAUUUUUAACAUUUUUAAUGUACAAAAUAGUCGAUAAAAUGUAUCUAAUCAAUAAACUUAUUUUUUUU